CUACAUUUGGUCUUGGCAUGCAUUCCCAUUGAUAUUCUUGUCCUUCCUCGACCAUUCAGUGUCUCUGGUCAGUAUCAACACGCACCAUGUGCUGCCGAUUGAGGAAGAUUUCUCUAGUUGACUUUCGUUCCAUUCGUUUGGACCCAUCCGUGGGUUGCCUCUCUUCUCUUUUCUUUGCUUUUCCUUUUUUUUACUUCGCAUUUCGCGCUAUUUAUUCACACCUUUCCUUUUUCUCCUUGAGCAGGCCUUGCUAGCUGCUCCACAUUUUGGGUCACCGGGUUGAGUGGCUCUCGCUUGACU
This is a messenger RNA of Aspergillus welwitschiae, 300 nucleotides long. RefSeq lists its product as uncharacterized. The record is from RefSeq and is a predicted model, not a curated record. The transcript has a single exon. NCBI's taxonomy places the organism in Eukaryota, Fungi, Ascomycota, Eurotiomycetes, Eurotiales, Aspergillaceae. Bases 87 to 254 code for a protein of 55 amino acids.